ACCGUGAAAAUUGUUGUUUCUAUCAACUCUUGGUUUGGAAAUAUGGCGGAAGAGUGCCUCUCAGCUGGAUUGUUUUGGAAAACCAUUACCUACCUUAGUAACAGAAAGAUUGUAUCAGAAUGAUAAUGAAAUCGAACCCGGAUUUAAUUGCACAAGAGAGCACUGGCGAUAGUCAAUUUUUGGAAGGUCGAUAUUUUGAUAUCGCCCUUGCAACACGGUCGCUGAUAAUUAUAUCGCCAAAGGUUAACUCAAAAGUAUAAAAGACCCAGAUGUUUACUUGGCCCCGACAUUUCCCAAAGAAAAAAUUACAAUGGCCAAGUUCGUAAUCCUCCUCGUCGCAACCGUCGUCCUUCAGGUGGCUUUGGCUAAGCCCAAGCCCGCCUCGCAAGACAUCCACUUCGACCAGUUCGUUGGAAACAUGAACACCAUGGGCAAGGAUUUCGCCGAAACCUUCAAGAACGCGAUGCCCGCUAAGAAUGACGUAAACAACGCCCUCGUCAGCGCAUCCAAAACCCUCUCCGAAACCGUUGAGCAAGGAAGCAAGAGCUUAAGCGAACACAUUGAGACCAACAAGCCCCUCGUCGAAAAGUUGGUGAAGGAAACGGCCGGCAAAAUUUCCGAGAAAGUCGCCUACGCCAAGGGAGUGGUCGAGAGCGCCAGAUCCAAGGGCCAACUUGUCAAGGAGGUCAUCGACUCCAACAUCAAGUCGCUCCUCGCCGAAGGCAGGAAGAUGGAAGCUGAACUUCAACCCCACAUUGCUCACGCCAAGGAGCAUUUGGCCAAAUUGGCCGGUUCCUUCUUCAGCGUGUUGAAAACCGCCGGUGAGCGCUUCAGGGCCGACAUCGCUAAGGCCAUGGAAUAAGUAGCGUUAUAGAAGUUAAGUAAUUGUCCCAUUUCUAGAUAGUGUAUCUAAUUACUUUAUAAAUAUAAGUCAAUUUUUAUCUCCUAGUUA
Messenger RNA from Photinus pyralis (common eastern firefly), 952 nucleotides. RefSeq lists its product as uncharacterized. The transcript has 4 exons. NCBI's taxonomy places the organism in Eukaryota, Metazoa, Arthropoda, Insecta, Coleoptera, Lampyridae. Bases 311 to 862 code for a protein of 183 amino acids. The record is from RefSeq and is a predicted model, not a curated record.